GGGGAUGGGGUCCCCUGACCCCUCCGCCCGUCCCCACGCCGCAGGUUCGGGGCCGAGGAGCCGCACGAGGAGAACCGGGUGCACCUGGGCAACGCCAUCAUGUCCUUCUACGCCGCCCUCAUCGACCUGCUGGGCCGCUGCGCCCCCGAGAUGCACCUGAUCCAGGCGGGCAAGGGCGAGGCGCUGCGCAUCCGCGCCAUCCUGCGCUCCCUGGUGCCCCUCGACGACCUCGUGGGCAUCAUCAGCCUCCCGCUGCAGAUCCCCACCUUCGGCAAAGACGGGAACCUGGUGGAGCCGCGGAUGUCGGCCAGCUUCGUGCCGGACCACAAGGCGCCCAUGGUGCUGUUCCUGGACCGCGUCUACGGCAUCGAGACGCAGGAGUUCCUGCUGCGCCUGCUCGAGGUCGGCUUCCUGCCCGACAUGCGCGCGGCCGCCUCGCUCGACACGGUGAGACGGGGCGCGGGGGGGGGGGGGGGGGCCCAAACCCGCCCCCGCCCCAAUGGGGGGUCUUCGGGGGUCCCCUG
Messenger RNA from Oxyura jamaicensis (ruddy duck), 524 nucleotides. Its product is annotated as ryanodine receptor 1-like. The annotation marks the transcript as partial. The transcript has 3 exons. Gene Ontology annotation, cellular component: calcium channel complex; sarcolemma; Z disc. The record is from RefSeq and is a predicted model, not a curated record. Gene Ontology annotation, biological process: calcium ion transport. Gene Ontology annotation, molecular function: ryanodine-sensitive calcium-release channel activity. Lineage: Eukaryota; Metazoa; Chordata; Aves; Anseriformes; Anatidae.